Molecule: messenger RNA, 381 nt
Organism: Heterobilharzia americana
Lineage: Eukaryota; Metazoa; Platyhelminthes; Trematoda; Strigeidida; Schistosomatidae
Source: the annotation of a GenBank genome assembly
UGACCUUGUAGUGAAGUCUGGUGGUUGUUCUGAAAUAUUUCGGUACCUAAUGACAGUCAACGAAGUCAAGGGGAAGUCUAAAGAGGAUGCUGCUGAUAAAAAGAAUCAAAAGCCUUCUGAAAAGGUAGAUGUAGCAAUGUUAGAGGAAGAUGACGACUUUGAAGAGUUCCCAGCACAUGCAUGCACUGGUGUUCGUGCUUUUGAAGAAGCUACAGUUUGGGAAGAUAACUGGGACGACGAUAUUGUGGAUGAUGAGUUUACUCACCACUUGAGAGCUGAGUUCCAGAAACAGGGGAAGGCAUUCGUCGUGCCAGAAAUCUCGGCUAAUUUAGAUUAAUUUGUCAAGCAGUUUUGAUGUUUAAAAAAAGUUCUCACAUGGAA